Molecule: messenger RNA, 1023 nt
Organism: Amoebophrya sp. A120
Lineage: Eukaryota; Dinophyceae; Syndiniales; Amoebophryaceae
Source: the annotation of a GenBank genome assembly
GGAUAAUGUCGGGAGCCUACUAUCCGGUAAACAUGCUUGCUUUUGCCGUCCUUUUGACGUGGAGGCCGAUAGCAACGUGGUCUUUUGGUUUUCCCGGAGUGGAGGUAUCCCCGUGCGCGAGAACCCUGAGACUCCCCUUUCACUUCUUCAUCUGUCCCGCACCAUAAUUCUGGGUAGAAGAAAUUUGAAGGAAUGCUUUUCCUUCUGCAAAAGUAGCGCUAUUCACAUGAAAUAAAAAAAAUUAUAUCAUGAGUGGCUGCGAGUGCGACACCCAUUGGACUCAUUCUUAUGCAUGUCCGGUGCUGCUCCGUCCUUCUGUUUACAUCAAAUACAUAGUACGCAACCACUUGUUACGUCCUUUGGCAACGGAAACACGAAGACCUCUGUACGUAGCUGGUCGUUUGAUUUGUAAAGAUGCACGCGCUGGGUCGUGGCAGAUGAAGAAGAACAGGGGGAAGUCGAACAAGAUUUGUCGAGGUAUAGGCCGCGGCGCUUUUCAUCAAUACCAACACGGUUCGUGCAGUGGACAGCACCAACGCAGCGUCCAAUGUCAUCUCGACCGGCGAAUCCGAAGUCAGGCAAGAACGUGCGUCCUCGGCAACUGCAAAACGCGUUGCAUCGCGGUCGUCCACUUCCGUCGCUUCGAGCCUGCUACAGGAGGAGGCCAGUCCCCUGCUACAAACUUUGACGGUCGCUGGAUUGUUCAGCGAAGCACUCGGCUGCCGCGCAGAUUUGGACGCUGACGAUUGCAAUCGCCGGACUCGAGCGCAGCUCCCGUCCGUCUGUCGUGCUUUUUCCCGGAUGGACAAAAAGGUGUGCGACCAGCUCCUUCCAACAAAGGAUGCGUUCUUUGGUGCGGAAGCAGGAGGUCGUCUACUUGAAGAGUUGGUGCAUAAACAUCGUUUCGAAAGUAAUACGGAUCAUCUUGAUCAAGUCCAACUUGUACGUGCUACUCUGUGCCGCAUGCUGCCGAGUAUUCCUUGCAGUUGCUGGAAAUCGCUGUUGCGUCGCGAAAGAGGUGUU